CUUUUACGCUCUGGAAUUAAUCUGAAAUAGCUGCAGCUCUCUGAGGAGAUGCUCGCUGCAUUGUAAACCGCUGGCAUUCGAUUAGUAACAGAUUUUUUUUGUUGUUGCUGUUCUCAUCAUUGCUGUACUCACGCAUCUCCUGUAUUUCUGGCUGGUCUGUGAUUUUUCUGCAUUCCCAUGGAUUGUGGUGCAGAUUUUUGCUGUUGAUUAUUAGGCCUGGUUUCAUAGGAUCCCCGAGAGGAUGUGCGUUUUUCGUUCGCUCGCUCGCUUGCUCGAUCCGAACAUUUGACUGCUCAGUCUCUGCUUCUAAGACCUUAUCCCUGAGUCUUUUUUUUUUUCUUUGCUCUGUAGCUGUUUUGACGGAACUGGACGCAUUUCCCUCAGAAGGGAUGUAUUUGUAUGUCAGUAUCUUUAAUCCUAAUUGCCUCUGUGUGUAUCUGCAUUGGAAAUGCACUCGGAGCAUUAGCUGGGGUACAGGGAAAGAUGAAAAAAUGAGCGAGUGAGGGUACAAGGGAAAAUAACCUGGAGGAGAUGGAAGAGGAAAUCCAUGCAAAGAAACGCAGAGGGAGGCGACGUGUCCUCAAGGAUCCUGGCAAGGAAGACGGAGAGAAAGUAAAAAAGAGGCGUGGUCGACCCCCAGCAGAAAAGCUUUCCCCAAACCCACCAAAGCUCACCAAGCAGAUGAAUGCCAUCGUGGACACCGUCAUCAGCUACAAGGAUGGGUCUGGCCGACAGCUUAGCAAAGCUUUCAUCCAACUGCAGUCCAGGAAGGAGCUUCCAGAGUACUAUGAGUUGAUCAGGAAGCCUGUGGACUUCAGGAAGAUUAAGGAACGUGUUCGUAACCACAAGUACAGGAGUGUAGAGGAUCUGGAGAAGGACGUUCUGCUGCUGUGUCACAAUGCUCAGACCUUCCAUCUGGAGGGAUCCCAGAUCUAUGAAGACUCCAUUGUGCUCCAGUCAGUGUUCGAGAGCGCUCGGCAGAAGAUUGCUGAAAAGGAACAGAGGGAAGAGGAGAGUGCUGGUGACACUGAUGAAAUUGAGUCAGAAUCAGAGUCAAAAGCUAAAGUCAAGCUUGGCAAAUUGGAUGAGUCCUGGAAUGAUGUGGAAAAGAAAAGUCCGAGCCGGGGCAUAGCCAAGCCCACUCUUAGUGAGGAUGACAGUGAUGAAGACCGUGACAGUCAUGUCCAGUGUAAAAUCCCGAGAGUACGAGGAGUUAAGAAGAGAGCGGAGGAUCACAGCUGAUGCACACCCUUUUAAAAUAUUGUGUUAAAUCCACUGUAUUGAUUCUUUCUUUAAGAAGGUUUGCUUUCAAGCCCCAUCCCACACUAGCUUUAUCACCAGUAACGUACAGCAGAUUCAUGGUAGACACAGCUCAGUCUGAACACCCAACCAUCCUGCCACCCUGGGAGCUAAAUUGAGAACCCCUUUUCAUGCAGAAUUCUGUGCACCUUGUCCUAUUCUCCCCAAGCUGCUGCCUCCAAAAUUGUUUAAAGCAAGUGGCUGUUGAGUAGUGGAAUGUCAACAGAGUGUUCAGAAUGGAACUACUGACAGGUUGUAGCAGAAAUCAGAUAUCAUGGGAGUGUGUCUCAAAAUUUGAUGAGGAAAAAGCUGCCUGUUUUUGUCUAUUCUUCGGUAUCUAGCUUUGUAGCUAUAUGUGUUACUUCAUUAAAAUCUUUUUUCUUUGUUAUUUGGAGUGGAAAUGAAAUGUUACACAAAAUACACAUAGCCUGUACAAAAGCAUUCUACAGUGGGGGUUAAGAGGAGUUUUCCUAGGCUUAGAAGCCUCAGGUUCUAAGAGGCAGUAACAUUCUAGAAUUCCUUUGUGUCAGCAGCAAUUUCUCUUGCAUAAAUAGAACAGACACUGGGUCAUGGAUGCAGUGUCUGGUACAAAGAGACAAACCUUUACCAAGCUGCAAAUGCCAUGUCUGAGGGAAGAGUUAAACGGUAUGCUCUGUAAAUAUUAUCUGGGGCGACAUAGCUCAGGAGGUGAGAGCGGUUGUCUGGCAGUCGGAGGGUUGUCGGUUCGAUCCCCCACCCUGGGCGUGUCGAAGUGUCCCUGAGCAAGACACCUACCCCCCAAUUGCUCCC
Anguilla anguilla (European eel) is the source of this 2088-nucleotide messenger RNA. RefSeq names its product probable global transcription activator SNF2L2. The coding region runs from base 532 to 1242 and encodes 236 amino acids. NCBI's taxonomy places the organism in Eukaryota, Metazoa, Chordata, Actinopteri, Anguilliformes, Anguillidae. Gene Ontology annotation, biological process: chromatin remodeling. Gene Ontology annotation, cellular component: RSC-type complex. Gene Ontology annotation, molecular function: protein binding. The record is from RefSeq and is a predicted model, not a curated record. The transcript has 8 exons.